CGUGGCUAGCCGACACACUGUUGCGGUAGUUCGACACAUGUGGCCCCGUCGUAACGGGGUGCUUGACAACACAUGGAAGAGAUUGAGUGAACAUGCGGAUAUGUGACUGCAUUUAGGGAUACCUGAAGAUGGACAAGGGGGGGGAACCGUCCCCUGCUGCCCGGUCCCGUGAGCUCAAACAACUGAGGAAACGGGCGGACGAUUCUGCUGAGUCACACACGGCCCCACCAACAACUCUCGUUUCACCAAAUCCAUAUGCGUCUGAUCAGAGUUUAAGAGGGAGCACAAGGAAUUCGGGUCCGAGAAGGCAGCAUGCAUCCGAUGCAAAUGGAGUGCCUGCAGGAAAGUGGGUGGAUGUGUCAAGGAGUCACGGCUACAGCAACAGCCGUCGCGUUAGAGACACCGGGGAUGAUUUCCUGCAGAGAGGCAGGUCCUCGCGGGGUCUUCAAGCCAAGGCAUCGAAAGGCAAUAGUGGUGUUCAUGCUCAAGGAAAAGUUGUGGGCAAGAACUCACUGGAUGCACAGCAAAGAGGGUUUAGAGGCGCCAGAUCUCUCCCGAACUCUGCAGGGCCAGACUUGAUCCCAUUCGAAGUGAAGAUGACCGACUUUCCAGAGUUAGCUGUCGGUUCACUGGGAAAAGCAGGCCCGCCUAUUCAGCUGGAGAGCCGGGGUCCAACCAUUCCGUCCUCGAGCCCCCAAAUGCGAUCAGCGGCAUCUUCCUGGAAGUCUGUGAGGAAAGGACCCCCAACGCAAACUGACCCCCGACAAAUUGCCAUUAAUGCUGUGCCGGAUACUGCUGAUUCACCAGGUCAUGUGGGUGGUACUUCCUGGGCUAAUGUUGCCUCUCAGCCUCCAAAGAAACCUGUCCCUAAAGAGAAGACAAUCGCCAUCAAUGAGCAGACAGAGGAAACGGCUGCACAGCGGGAGGAGGGAGCUCCAGGGAAGAGAAAACGCAAGAAAAAGAAGAAGGCGAAAGGUGCUGUUGAAGACGCAGAAGAUGAGUCCGAAGAGCCAGCAACAUAUCAGGAGCUUCCAAAAUUUGAGGAUGAAGAAGAGUUUCCAGGUUUGUCUCCUGCUGUGACCAGAACUGAAAGAUUGAAAACAAGCAGCUAUGUAGCAAAACUAUGCAAAGAGGAAAACCAAAGACAAGGUGUUCAGCAUCAGUCUGCAGACCACAAGGAAAAAGCACCUGCAGAGGCAGCUAAGAAAGGACAGAAACUUGAAAAGCUUUCUGGGAAGAAAAGCAAAGUUCCCGUUCAGCUGGACAUCGGAAACAUGUUGGUCGCCCUCGAAAUGAAGCAAUCCCAAAAAGCAAAGCCGGUCAUUCUCUCGGUUGGUGGCGGACUGACUGCUGUCCAGAAGCAGAAGAAGCUGCCCUGGCACCAGGAUAAAAUUGCACACAAUCCUCUGGACUCCACCAGCCCUUUGGUAAAGAAAGGCAAGCAGAGAGAGGUGCCCAAAGCCAAGAAACCAACUCCUCUCAAAAAGGUAAUUUUGAAGGAACGGGAGGAGAGGAAACAAAAACGUUUGCUGGAAGAGAGAGCACUGCCUCCGGAAUGCGAGUUCACACCCGCUAAUGAGGAUGAUGAUGCUGCAGAAGCAGCAGCAGCAGAAGAAGAAGAACCGGUUGAAACAAAGGCCACAGCCUCCGAUGAGGUUGGAAGUCCGAGAGAAGAACUUGAGGAUCUGUCGGACUUUAACGGCACGGACCAGAUGGUGAACGAGGCUGACAAAGAGGCCGACGAAGAGGCCGACAAAGCCGAAAUCGUGGAGCAACAGACCAUCUCACCCGUGCCCUGCCCAGCCAGUCGGCCCAAAAUCCACAGCAGAAAGUUCCGAGAUUAUUGCAGUCAGAUGCUGAGCAAAGACGUGGAUGAAUGUGUGACGACUCUGCUAAAGGAGCUGGUUCGUUUCCAGGACCGCCUGUACCAGAAGGACCCCAUGAAGGCCCGCAUGAAACGACGCAUAGUGAUGGGGCUCAGAGAGGUUCUGAAGCACCUCAAACUCAGGAAGGUCAAGUGUGUCAUCCUCUCACCCAACUGUGAGCGCAUCCAGUCCAAAGGCGGCCUGGACGAGGCUCUUUACACCAUCAUCGACACUUGUCGGGAACAGGGCGUUCCGUUCGUGUUUGCCCUCUCCAGGAAAGCUCUGGGUCGCUGCGUCAACAAGGCCGUGCCCGUCAGCCUGGUGGGCAUCUUCAACUACGACGGUGCACAGGACUUCUACCAUAAGAUGAUAGAGUUGUCGUCUGAGGCCAGGAGGGCCUACGAGGUGAUGGUGUCGAGCCUGGAGCAGACGGGCCAGGCGGACCCGGAGGAGGAGGAGGCGGCGGCGGCGGAGAGCGUUGAGGAGAAGCUCGGACAUGACGCCACACAGCCAGAGGAGCCAGAGUACAUGAAAAUGUGGAAGAGAAUGCUGGAGAAGGAUUGCAACCACAAGUUCCUGAACUUUGAGUCGCAGUUGAGCUCCAUGCACUUGGACAGCGUAUGUGCCGAAAACGCGGAUGAAGAUGAAAAGAGUUGACGGUGGCGAACCCCGUUGUGCCUAAAACAAUGAAUGCAGCCACUCGCUGAUCACCAGCUCUGAUUAAACUAAACUGGACUUUAAUCACAGGUGCAGAUAACACCAGCUGCUCCGCUGCAGUGGUUGUCUACCUGAAGAUUUUUGUAAGGAAAUGAAUUAUGUUGCUGCGGUUUAUAAUUAUCAUUUUUUCUUAUUUUUUAAAUAGAUGGAACAAACACAAAAUAAUUAUGCAUCAAACUUAAGAAAUGUUCCUGUGUUUUAGUUGUACUUUAAAACAUGUGUGGGUUAAAAAACUGGAGAUAUUUAAUCAGGACAAGACCACUAAUCCCACAAAAUAUGAACCUUUGAGAGGAUGUGCAGGAGAUAAUGUACUGAACAGUAUGUCAAUACUAAGAUGUUCUCAGUGGAGCCAUUAAGCAGCAUUCUGUUUUUAUCUUAUUCAGGUUUAAAGCAUGUCACGGGUCUGGCCUAUUUGGUCCUUUUUUUUAUUUUAGGCUUUGGAGAGAUGACGGAGGACAUGGAGAGAGGCAGCAGCAAAGGCUGAGCCUCAGCAUUGCAAGUACUCUAAUUGAUACGGGCUCAAAUUAGGGCCAGUAGGAUUUAGAGGAAUAUCACCUGUGGUAAAACUUUCAUGUUGGAUUUGUAACUACACAUUCUAGUUUAAACACUGAGUUUCACCACACUGCACUCAGGUGCUCACUAAAGUUUUUCCUCAGUGUUUUUUGGAACUUCAUUGUUGAUGUAAUUUGUGAACGUUUAUUCACGUCCACAAUCUGCUUUUCUAAUAUUCAAAGAUAGAGUUCGACUUCUGAAUUAUUUCUGUACAAUGUUUCACAGGCUCAAAAUCUAAUUGAACCUUAUUUGACCCACGGUCGUAAACCCUUUAGCUACCACGACAUGUAUUGGUGACUUCUUUUUUUUUUAUCUUGAUUGCACUAUAGUAGAGCCUGUGUUUAUUUUUGAGACUACAAAAAGUACUGAACAUUUUGAUAGUACUCCUUGUGAUAGGUGUAAAUUAUAGCAUUUGAUUUUCUUUAAUAGGAAACAUUUUUUAAACAUGUUUACUUGACUUGAAAAAGCUUGUCUUUUUUUGUUGUGCUACCGUGAGCAAUAAAAAGUUAUAAAAUAGUAUGAUAAAACAAGUUACAAUGCUAAAAGCUAGGUGGCAGUAUUCAUUGAAAAAGACCAAUUAAAGUCUCUACACAAUCUUAGAUUUCACACGGCUCUCACAGCAAAAAAAGUCUGACAUUGAGAAGUAAUCAGUUUACGAUGCGACUACAGCCAGCAGCUUGUUUGCUUGGCAUGAGAGUCGAAAUUUUCCACAAUCACAUUAUAUAUGAUUUGAUUAAUCAGUGCAGUACUUUUGGUUUGUGGGGCAUUCAUGUGUAAGAGUAUUUCUGGAGUUAAAAUACUCCCCCGUAAAAAAUUAAAGUGUAAUUCUAUUGUUGCAGCCAUAUUCAAUUCCCCACCAGAAAGUGAAUAACCGUAUUUCACACAACGGUUUCUUUAAAUGCUGCAGGUAGUAAUGAGGAAUGAAAAUGUAAUAAUUUUUUUUUAAUGAUUUGAAUAUUUGAAACAAAGAAAGUAAGAUAAAGAGUAUGAACUGAUGGUUCACUCGUUGCUUGAAUAGGAAAGUCAAUGCAGGAGUGUUUUAUUCCUUCAAGAUGAAUGCACAGUAAAUGCAGUGUUUACUUCAAGUGAAUGUGGGUCAUUAAACAAAUAAAUGAAACGAGUGUUUUUUUUGUUUUUUUGGAACCUUUAAUUGAUGAACAUUCUGUCAAUAGACAUCACACACGCCUGUAGGCUGCAACAUUUUGGAACAAAAACCAAUGUAUCAAAUUAGUUAUUUUACUAUCAGUUACAUUAAGUAUCUUGCAGAAUUUGGAAAACGUUUG
Messenger RNA from Pungitius pungitius (ninespine stickleback), 4417 nucleotides. RefSeq names its product selenocysteine insertion sequence-binding protein 2-like. Gene Ontology annotation, biological process: selenocysteine incorporation. The record is from RefSeq and is a predicted model, not a curated record. Lineage: Eukaryota; Metazoa; Chordata; Actinopteri; Perciformes; Gasterosteidae. The transcript has 18 exons. Bases 129 to 2522 code for a protein of 797 amino acids. Gene Ontology annotation, molecular function: mRNA 3'-UTR binding; ribonucleoprotein complex binding; selenocysteine insertion sequence binding. Gene Ontology annotation, cellular component: ribonucleoprotein complex.